AUCAUUCACAAAUCUGUUUAGUCCUCACCUCUCUUCUGAACACUAGUCUCACAUCAACAACUUCCUCACAUCUUGAACUAGAUGUGCCACAGGCAUCUUUAAAUUUCCAAAAUGAUGCCUUCCUUCUAUUACAGAUGAAUACAAUGUGAGCUUUGGCUAAGAGACUUCCAGCACAUUUGAAUGAUUGGAUUUUUAUCAAAGGAAGAACUACAUGACUUCAGCUUCCCAAAACAACACUGCUGACAGAGAGAUCUACCAUUUCUGCUGCUAAUGUCUGAAUGCUUGGAGGUCUAAGCACUCCACCCUGCUGGUACCAGUUCCUGAAACCAUCAUGGGGCCUGAAGGUAGCCUUCUGCAUACCGGGCAGGUGCACAUCAUCAUCUGGGGGAGUUUGGCAGCUGUUGCAACUUUCCUACUCAUUACCUUCCUCAUCUUUCUAUGCUCCAGUUGUGAAAGAGAAAAGAAGCCAAAACAACAAAAUGGUGACCACGAGAAUCUGAUGAAUGUGCCUUCAGAUAAGGAGAUGUUCAGCCAUUCAGUCACUAGUCUGGGUACUGAACUUCCUGCAAGCAGUGAACAAAAUGGGGGCCUUAUCAAUGGAGACAUUCUUUCAGAAGACAGUACUAUGACAUGCAUGCAACAUUAUGAAGAAGUACAGAGUUCUAUUUCUGACCUGUUGGAUUCCCAGGACAGUGCGGGAAAGUCAGCAAAAUGUCAUCAAAGCCGGGAAUUACCCAGAAUUCCUCCUAAUGAUACCUUGGAUACUAUUCUUACCACAAGAAAUGUGGACAGUGACCAGGGUCUUGGGAUGGAAGGACCAUAUGAAGUUCUCAAAGGUAGCUCCUCCCAGGAAAACAUGGUGGAAGAUUGUCUGUAUGAAACUGUGAAGGAAAUAAAGGAAGUAGGAACAGCAACCAACCCAGAAAAAAGCCAACAUGGAAGACCAAAUUCUGUAACUGCCUUUAAAGAGAUGCAAGGCCCCCAGCCCAUGAACAAAGUUGAGUCUGCAGAAUAUGCCUCUGUGGACCGAAAUAAAAAAAGUCGACAUAGCGUCAAUGUAGAGAGUGUUCUUGGCAGUUCUUUGGAUGCAGAGGAAGAAGCCCCACCACCUGUCCCUGUAAAACUCCUUGAUGAGAAUGAAAAUGUACAGGAUAAAACAGAUGGGGAGGCAGCAAAUAAAGGGGCCACAGAGAGUACUAGUCAAGUCAAUAAGAGGCUUAGUUCGCUAUCUUACAAGUCUCGAGAGGAAGACCCAACUCUUACAGAAGAAGAGAUUUCUGCAAUGUACUCGUCUGUAAGUAAGCCAGGACAGACUCUUAAAGUACCAGAAGCCACUUACUCCUGUAUUCAAGAUGUAGCUCCAAAGAGAUCACCAUCUUCCGGUAAUGAUCUCUAUGCUACAGUACGGGAUUUUGAGAAAAACCCAAACAGCAAUAUGCCCCCGCCAGGAGUCAGUUCAAAUGGGGAACCAGAACCUGAUUAUGAAGCGAUCCAGUCAUUAAACAAGGAUGAAGAAAAGACCACGUCAAUGGCUAAUGGUAACCACAUCACUUUUCCAAAAGAAAAUGACUAUGAGAGUAUUGGGGACUUACAACACAACAAAGAUAUCACCAGACUUUAAGGCCAAGACAAAAUUUUUUUAACGUUAUAUUAUCAGCAAUUUGGAAAUGUUUCUCAAUUUAAAGAAAAACAAAAGGUUGUAGUAAACUACAAAUUGUACAUUGCUUUAGAGAACCGAAAACAAUGGAGGGGCAGUGGCCAAUUUCAAGCCUUCCCAAGCAAUAAGGUACACACAGAUAUGCACUCACACAUAUAUAAUAAAAAUAGACAAACAUUUCAUCCCCCUCCCUAAAAUGGUUCAUUUCCUCUUGCAGUGAAGAUGAAAAUGUUGGUGGUUUCCAAGAAUGUCCAAUAUUGUAAAAUGAACCACGAUCACUAUAUAAUGUACAUUACUUUCCUAAAAUACUGCCUUUCAGAAGAGCCAGUUGUUCAUUGUUUUUGCUACCUGCUGAAACAUUUUAAACGUGUGGCUGUUUGUCUUCUCAUCUCCGAACUGAACAACUCACACCAAGGAUUUUCUCCCCUGACAUUCAAGAUUUUUACUCCAGCAUAGACCUGUUUGGAUGGUGGGGAACUCUGGCCAACAUGUUCACCAUCCCAAUCUUCAGUGCUCUUCCGGCAGCUUCUUCUUCCGCAACUGGAGAUUCAAACUCCAGUACCCCAAUAGGAUUAGAGACCUUCUGUGAGUCUCUUCAGAUUUUUGUCACUUCUUAUGUUGGCACUCCACUAGUGGCCUAUACCAAAAGUACUUGAAUUCAGUUUUAGAUGCUUUAUUUUAUUUUUCUAGUCAAGAACUUUUUUCGGUAUUUUAAGAAGAUUCAGAAUUUUUUCAGUAUUUUAAGAAUGUUAUGGUACUUAAUAGAAUUCUUUUUAAUUAGCCGGGAACUCAUUGUUUUGAACAGAGCCUUAAUCUUUUUGUUUGGACACAGACCACAUAUUUGGACAGUGACCACACUGUCUGGCUCUGAAGGGCUGGGAACAUGAAUGUGUAUUUUAAAGUAUCUCUUCUGUCCACGUUAUAAGAGUCUUGACCGGCUUGAGUAAGUCAUUCUCUGAAAUUAAUCUAGAUUCAAUAGAAUAUUUGUAAGCAUUUAUUUUUAGUAUGUAAAUAUCUAAAGCAUCUUGUUUUGUGCCUAGCUUCUAAAGAAUAUUAGAAAUUAUGUAAAUUAACUAUUUUCAUUUUAUGAUUCAUUUAUAAUCAUCAAAAAGAAAACAAAAACUCAAAAAAGCACAGAAGCUAGUUAAGUAAAGCUAGUUUGUGUUUUUGUUUUUUAACCUUUUUCUAAUCACGUAUGUAAGAGUUGAGGUCUUUAAAGAUUCAUCUUUUCAAAUGGUACAUGCAGCUCCUAGUCAGAAUCACCUUGGUAAUUGAAUACAUCAAAUAAGUGUAUGUUGCUCAUCGGUACUAGUACUUUGGGGUACAAAAUUUCUGAAACACUUGGUUGAAACAGUUGCACAGAGAAGGAAGGAAACGGACUCUUUUUACAGAUUGUCACUAUCCCUAGUAGGUGCUUAUUUGCCAUUUCUUUCAGAUCAUUAUGGUUCAAUGACUAUGCAGCCUACAUGAACAGAUUUUGAUGAGCCAUUAGGGAUUUUCUUACCUUUCAUAUCAAUCUGUGGCCAGUUGUCAGAAUUUAAGGAAGAACCUGUUCUGGUCUAAGCUGGCCUUAUAUGUAUGUGCUCAGGUCUUACAAAAGGACCAUUCGAAGAUUUGUCUACCUUCCCUAAUCCAAGAGGAAAAUUAUGGGUAUCAUUGUGAAUAGUGGUUUAGAGUUAUUGGAAAACUGCAAAUUCUUCUGACCACCAGAAAAGGAGCCAAUUAUUCUGUAUUGCUAUUGAUAACUGUCACUUUUUUGGAUUCAUAGUUUGUGCUAUUUUCCCUCCCUGUAAAACAAAGGUGAUUUGGGAGGCUAAAGCUGCUUGAAAAAUACAUAUAGUUCGAUGGAUGUGCUUUCCAGGAGGUGUAAUCAUUGCUUUGAUUCUGUGAUGGCUCCAUACAUUUAAUUAAAUUUACAAUUCUGAAAUAACAAGACUACCUUAGUGGGGGGAUUAACUGAUUAGCUAAUCAAGCAUAGGUUUUAUUUCUUCAGAGCCUUGAUCUCCUGCUAAGACAUUAGGGGUACAACAAUAGUCUUAGCAAAAGUGUUAAAUUACGUUUCCAUAGUAUAGGAUAAAUGGCAGCAUUCCUGGAGAGCUCAUGCUGCUGAGUAGUUGAAAAUCUCUUGUUUAGUGUAUCCAGAUAUCUAUGAGCACAAGUCAUGUGUUAAGCACUUCCUAGUUAAUGAAGUAGAAACUUAAGAAGGCACAUCAAUUCUUUUAUAGGCCAUAGGGUCUCCAUUCAAUGUCUGUUAAUAAUAAUUAUCCCAUAUUCGUGGCCAUGUAGGCUGUUCCGAAAAUAAUGGACCAAAGUACUACCUCUUGGCCUCAAGAAGUUAUUAUUCAUCUCUAAAUGCAUCUCUUAACUACAAGAAGAAUAACUUGGUACUGAGGAUGACAGAACUUUCUAGAAAGAAGCCCUCUUUUUUACAUAUAGUUAUUGUUUUUUCCCUAAUAACUUUCAAAUGUGGAUUCUGAGUACCCGAUCUAUAAGAUAUGCAUUGCACAUCUCUCUUGAUUUGAGGACUCUUGACUGAGGGAGAUGUGAGGUCUGUCAGUUAAUUAACAGGUUGUAAAAGAAUAUUUAAAGAACCUGAUGUACCACAUACACACACCCAGCACAACCACACACAAGAUUGAAUUAUAGCACAAUCAUUUCUAUUGAGGAGAGGCUAUAGGGAGGAGUUUGGCUGGAUACUAGGCAGGACAUUAUAUGCUCUUUCAAAGAAAAUUGCUGUUUUCCUUUAUUGUUCCAGUUUCAGCAUUACACAAAUGAAUCACUCAUAUAAUUUUUCAUACUUCCACCACAGUUGAAAGAAAAUCUGAAGAGAGAAGUUGGUCACUUUUACCAAACCCUGGGUUGUUAAAAUUCAAAUAUACAUGAAGGAUGCUUUUAUGAAUGAGUUAUAUUAUUCUUUUUCAGAAUUAUAUUAGAGUUCUUUUUAGAUAUGUCAGAGAUCUGUUUGGUUCUCCUGUACAUCUGAAUUACAACCUCAUCUAAAAUGAGCCGUUUAUAUUAUUUUUUCAUUGUUUUAAAUUGGAGAUGUUUUUAAAUUCCAAUUUAAUUUUUUAUGCCCAUUAUACUUUUGAACAGAAAUUUUACCAGAAAAGUGUUUGAAGAAUUUGCAGGAACAAGUUAUAGCCUAGAGGAAAAAAAAUAGCAAAUUUACCCCAAAGUUAAUCUAAUGUUUAUUACUACAUCUCCUGUCCUAAUAUAAAUUAUAUCACUAGUUCUUUUGUAAAACAUUUGAAGGAGGGGGCAGCUAGGUGGCACAGUGGAUAAAGCACUGGCCCUGGAUUCAGAAGGACCUGAGUUCAAAUCCAGUCUCAGACAUUUGACACUAGCUGUGUGACCCUGGGCAAGUCACUUAAUCCCUAUUGCCCUAAAAAAAAAAUUGAAGGAAUAGCUCUUCCUUAAGCAAAAGUCGAUCCUUGUUUCAACUGCUUCAAAGUCACAAGAAUCCAAGGAACUAUGUUUAAUUAGGUGCUAAAAAUUAAUGGUCGAUUGUCAACACAAAGCAAUAUUAUCAUUUUACUUCAAUGUGUGGCAGCAUCUAUUUAUUCAAGAGAACAUGUUUUCUUAAUUUUUGUAAUUCUGUGUAUUUAUUCUUUUUUUUUAACUGGUACUUUACAAAGUGAAAGCACCAAGCACCUGGUUAUCACUUGCACAUGCCCCUGGCACUCACUGAAUGAGAAGCAGUCAGUAACGUGCCAUCUGAAUGUUCAUCUGAGAUAUCAUCUGAACUGUUGUCAGAGAAGCAAGUCUGUAACAUAUUCUCUAACAUAUGGUGAUUUAAAGGAAAAACUUUCUUGAGGAAUUCUGACUCCUUAAGCUUUUCUUAUAUAUGAAAACAUUCAGAUUCUUCCUUAUCACCCAGAUCUUCAUCAUUUUCCCUGCUGCAGCAUAAUCCCCAUUGAGAAGUUUUCAUCUCUAGCUUAAGAAAGCUUUUCCUGUGUGUUUGAUUCACCAAGAGGAUAAUGAUGGAAAUGUAAAUAUGUGUACUCCUUAGAUAUGUGUACAGUAGGAGAUUUGGCCUAAAGCUUUUCAAAAGGAGGGAGAAAGGUAAAGGAGAGAGACGACAAUGGAGCCAAUGCAUGGUGACUCCCCCAGAUAGCAAUAGCCAAUGAAAACAUGGUUAUCUUAUUUCAUUCUUUCUAGUCAUUUCCAUGGUUCCAGGCAUGGAAUCAGCAGGCAGUAAAGUGGUGGGUAUUUUUUUAGAAGAAUGUACUCCAUGGAUUGCAGCAUGGCUAUAAUUUCAAGACUUCUGCUAUUCCAAAAGUCAUUCACGGCAAGACUGAAUUGCAGUUUUGUAAAUGAAUAAAUGCCAAGAUUUCCUUUCAGUCCUCCAUGUAAUAGUCAGUCUCAUUCAGUGUGGUAUAGUGAUACUGUUCUCAAACUGUUGAUUUGUGCUGCUCCAUCAGAUUAGCAUUGGCUGCUGAGAGCCCAGUAGGUACUGAUGGUUAUUUCCUGGAUAUCUUGACAAGUUUAUUGUACAAUGCUUUGGGGGAAUUGGGGGGUGUAGGGUUAAAAUAUAAUAUUCAGUGUUAAGUGACAUGUGAAAAUAGGAAUACAUCUAUAAAUAUAGUAUGGCCUUUAUUUACAGUGAAACUCCAAUUUUGCUGUAAUACCUUCUUGUUUUGUACUGUAACUUUCUGUAAAUGCUUUAAACCUCACUGUGCCAUUAGAUGAUUUGAACAAGAUCUACCCAAUAGAAUAACUCAAAGUGCUGAGAUUAUAAUGAUGAGAAAGCAGUCCAGAAAAUUAGGAUAAACUGGAGUUAACCAGUCAGUAUUAUCAGCAUACCCCAAGGCAGGGGGAAGGACUAGCAGAAGAAUAUUCAUAUUUUGUAAAUGUGCAAAUGAAGCUUCAUUAUCCCUGCCCUUCAUUUUAUCCAGGCACAGAGAUUUGUAAAGUGCUUGAUGGCUUUUCCUAGUGUUACUUUUUUUUUAAACCAAUCUCCCAGAUCCCUUCAAAAUAUCACAAGGAAAGAGAUCUAGAGUCAUGUGGUACUUCUCAGUUAUCAGCCAAUUUGGUACUAUCUUCUCUUAGUACAAUUAGAUUAGAUUUUGCUUGCCAGUAUACUACUUGUGCACCGUGGGUAUUUGUCAAAGAUGUAUUAUGCUCUGGUUGUCUCAUUACACAGUGUAAUGUGUUCUAAAGGCUGGUAAUUACCAUUCCUCAGACUCCUGUGUUUCAGAUCUACAGAAAUAAAAUGCUUCUAUGUUACCUUUUAAAUGAUUGUGUAGGUUUUACACAUUUUGUGUUUUCAUGGCCCGUAAGAUGGAAAUAGAACAAAACACAGUGAUAGUGACAAAUAUGAGUAAGAAUGUCUCUAGUCUGCAUACCUAAUUCAUGCAUUUUCCCUCAUGAAAUCUGAUCAUUAGAAAGUUAUGCUCCUUUCUUCUAUGUAAUCUCCACUCAUUUUUAAGGCUUUUCCUUGUGCAAAAUAAUUUGGGGUGCUUAUGUGGUUCUUUCCUGAAUGUCUUAGGAAGUAUUUAUAAUGUUAAAAUUAUGAGAGUCAUAAAGUAGUAAGAAAAUAUAUCACUAAUAUCACACCUGAAUUUUGGAGUGAAAGAUGCCUAUAUUGGCUCCAAUGUUUUUAUUAUUCUGUUUACCCUGACUUCCCUUCCAGUAGCAGCCCACUCUUGCUUCAUACAGCACAACUCAUAGUUCUUCUCAAUCCUUCUAUCAUAAUUAGCACUGCAAGCUACUUAUGGCACCAGUCACAGCUCCAAAAUGUAAGGUUUUCACAAGUCAGUGGUGAGACAUUCCUUAAAGAAUUUGGAAGAGUAGCAUACCUGUACAACACUUGUUUUGCUGAACCAUGUGGUAUCUGCCAUUUAAAAUGAUGAUACCACUGACCCAUCAGUAGAAUGAGUUUUGAGUUGCUUUUUCAAUAUCAUUCAGCCAUUCAGGCUUCUUUACCUACUCUUCCUUAUGGGAGAUUGGUUGUCUAUGGCCUUGAAAGAGGUUUGUUGGGGUUGGUUAUGUUUCCACCUAAGUACUUAAUAAAUGCUUGUUGACUGACCAACCCACUGAGAGAUGAAAGGCACAAUCUAUUUCACUGGUACUGUGAGCUAUCCUAGGUAGCUGACACCAGUGCUACACCAAGAAACCCUUUUUGCUCUCCAAAAUUCCAUCAGAGGCUGCCUUAUUCAUGGAUCUGUCGAAGAUAUAAUUCUUGUUAAUAGUUCAUUUGAACAACAGAAUGGCAUCCAACAUUAGCACCCAAAACUUGGUUUGUAUCGUCAACUAAUUCCCUUCUAGAUCUAGUAAUUUCUAAUCCUGAGUUUAAUGGCAAAUAUGCCCAGAAGCACACCCACUUUCAUCCUGUAAACAUAAUCCUUUUGUUCCUUUAAAAUAUUCACAUGGGUUUACCGGAAUAGAACACAUUCUCAAGAAAAGAGUGAGUUACCAAGCUGCUGUAUUUAUAAUUAAUUGGACUUUAUCCCCUCCUCCCUGUACCCACCUGUGCCCAAGUGGCUUGAAAUUGUUAAUGUGUCUAACUAGGGAAUGAGUGAGGCAUUAGGGAAAACUUGGCUGAUUAUGUGCAAGCUACCUGACCUUGAGAAUCAAAUUCCAGACACUUCUAAUUAGUGAUUCAGAUGAGUCUAUAACAUAGUAGUAAUGACUGCAAUUUUCAACAUGCAUAAUACUACAGUUUGCCUUUAAUUCUCACGAGGGGUUUUUUGUCUUUUUUAUACUAUAAUAACUGAUCACAAUUCAUAAUUCAGCUUGAUUAAAUAAACAUUAUUAAGCCCCUGCUUACAUACAUGAAAGACUGUCAAUAUGUAAAAGGAAAUUUCAGAUGGAAAAAAGUGUUCUGAUUUACUAUAUUAUGUCCAUUUCAUUUAAAAAAAACACCCCAUACUUAUAUGGUAAUUAUAUAACCUAAUAUACUCUAAAGGAUAAUUAAGGCUCAAAGGAAGAAACUUUUUAAUCCCUGAAGAAUGCAAAUUAAAACUUUUGGGGAGCACUACCUAUCUUAAUGACAGUUUUCUUUUGUUAACUCCUUACCAUCACCGCACAUACACAGACUCAUAACAUAGAUUUCAGAAUGAGUAUAACUAAAAAUAGUAUCUAAUACUUUCUUAAUAUGAAGUGAUUCUUUUAUCCUGGGUUGUCCCUCCUGGGAAGUGGCACUACAGUAAAAGAGACCUCCCCUGAGAGAUGGCAACUCCAUUCAUUAGAUGAAAAUAGUGAAAAAACAAAAGGAGUUUGAACAUUUCUUGGACAAGUAUUCACAUAUUUAUUGAACAACUAAGUUACCUAAGAUAUUUAUCACUCAUCCCUAAGGUUUUCCUUUUUAAAACUACAAAAGUAUUUUUUUAAUAUUCUCUGGCAUUUCACAGACAUCUAUUGUGCAAAAAACAAUGCUAAGUAGUUUUUAUGGGUACCUAUUUCUGUAGGAAAAGAAAAAUAGAUUCUGGAAACACAAAAAUGUAGGUUCUUAUUCCUGGGUCCACUACUGAUUAUUUAAAAUUUGAUCAAUCAACAAGCAUUUACUAAGCACCACAUGUUCCAGGGACUGCUAGAGAUUGGAGAUAUAAACCCAAAAGUGGAAACAGUCCCUGCCCUCAAAGAGAUUACAUGCUAUCAUGAUUUAAUAAAGUACUGAGUUUUUCACUUUGCAUUUAGCAUAGUUAGACUUGUGGGUUUUUUUCAAAUUAGUAACUUUGUCAAGUAGCUAUAUUAGUCAUGUGCUCAGCAUCAUGAAAAAGAAAAGAUGAUUUCAAUUAUAUGCCCAUGAGGAAAAUAGAACAAUCUUCAUAACUCCCUUUUUACCUUUCCAAGAUUUUAUAAUGUAUAAAUGUAGACAUGAUGAUCAAAACUACAGACCAGGUCAUUGAAUCAAUAAUUUUGUAAAUAAAAUUAUUCAUUUCCAUUUCUCUUUACCCUGGAGGAAGGUUGGUAUAUGAGUGGUAUAAUAUCACAAUACUGAGUUGUGAGUGGCUAGAAACACCUUUCAAGGUCUUUUCAACAUUCUUUACUUUAAAAAAAAUAAUAAACUCCUUAAAUCAUUUUUUUAAAAAGUUACUUCCCUGGGGCAGCUAGGUGGCACAGUGGAUGGAGCACCAGCCCUGGAUUCAGGAGGACCUGAGUUCAAAUCCGGCCUCAGACACUUUAUACACUUACUAGCUGUGUGACCUUGGGCAAGUCACUUAACCCCAAUUGCCUCACACACACACAAAAAAAGUUACUUCCCUGAUCAAUUUCUGUACAAGUGUAUUAUCAGUCCAAAAUAUGCUUGAAAAGAGAAAAAAAUGCAUAGAAUUUUUUACCCCUAGUAAAGUGAGAUGGCAUCUUUCAUCAAUUUCAAAGAGGAGGCAACAGCUCUUCGGUUGAUAAAGCAUUGGUUUUGGAGUCAUGAGUCCAAGGCAUCAUUGACAACUCUUGACUUACUUGGGCAAAACAAUUAACUUAUGUGCCUCAGUUUAUCCAUCUGCAAAAUGGAGAUAAUAAUACUUAACACUGCCUACCUCACCAGGAUGUGAUGAGGGCAAGUGAGAUAAUUGUGAAAUGCUUUGAAUUUUUUGAAAGAAAGGUGCUAUGUAAAUUGAAGGCAUAUUUUGUUUUUAAUGAACCAGUUAUUGAUUCUAUUUAGGGUUUUAAUAUGCUGCUCAUUGUGAGGAUAAUUUUAAGAUUGAUGCAUAUUGUUCGCGUCUUUGCUCAAACCUCAAUAUAUCAUUCAAUAGUGGUACCCAAUAAAGCGAAAUGUGUAUUUUCAGCUUAUUUCUACUAAAAACAUUUAAAUUGUGAAUCUUUACAAAUUGCUGGAGUUUGACAUGUAACUUCAAAAGUUACAUGUCAUGAACCUCUUUGUGUCUGUACAUAAGUAUAAUUAUGUGUAAAUAGCUGGUAUGUUGUAAUUACAGACAUUGUCAGAUUGUCCUUGUCUUUUCUAAAUUGCAAUAAAGUUCAGUUUUCUACAAA
Dromiciops gliroides (monito del monte) is the source of this 10591-nucleotide messenger RNA. RefSeq names its product phosphoprotein membrane anchor with glycosphingolipid microdomains 1 (gene PAG1). Gene Ontology annotation, biological process: intracellular signal transduction; negative regulation of T cell activation. The record is from RefSeq and is a predicted model, not a curated record. Lineage: Eukaryota; Metazoa; Chordata; Mammalia; Microbiotheria; Microbiotheriidae. The transcript has 9 exons. Bases 332 to 1621 code for a protein of 429 amino acids. Gene Ontology annotation, cellular component: membrane raft; plasma membrane.